AUGGCAUCGCCUUCGGGCAGCAAAGUCAAGACCAUUUUGAUAUGCUGCUUCGUCAUGUGCGGUUCUCUUCUGUUUGGCAUAGACAGUGGUGAGCUUGGUGGCUUCCAAGCUAUGGUUAGCUUUCUGAAGGACUAUGGAUACUUCGAUGAAGAAACGGACGCGUACAACAUUCGAACUCGGAUACAAACCUCCUUGAAUGCUGUAUUGCUUGUUGGCGCCACACUUGCUUCAGUCUCAGCAGGCCCCAUUGGUGCGAAAUAUGGGCGAAGACUUGGUCUGAUCUGGAUGGGACUUGUCGCUGUUGUUGGCGUCAUCUUCCAGAUCUCGGUCCCUCAUGUAUGGGGUUUACUCCUUGGCCGCUUCUUUGCUGGAGCUGGCAUUGGUUAUGCGUCGAAUUUCGUACCGAUAUAUCAAGCUGAAGUCGCCCCAACACAAAUGCGAGGGAUGAUGAUCGCUUUGUACCAGACUGGCAUCAACAUUGGUCAGCUCAUAGGGUCCUGCAUUAACCAAGGCACUUACAAGAUGUCGACUAGAUGGGCGUACAGAAUUCCCCUCAUCACACAGCUCGUCUUCCCUACCAUCCUGAUUGUUUUUGCCUCCUUCUUUCCGGAAAGCCCACGUUGGCUGCUCUCUGUCGGCAAGGUGGAAGAAAGUGCCAAGUCCAUCCGGAGGCUUCGGGGAAAGAAAUAUCCAGAGCAUCAAAUACAUGCCGAUGUAGACGAUAUCGCGAAACAUAUCAGACUCGAGAAGGAGCUUGAGGGUUCCGGCUCUUUCUUGGAUGCCUUCAGAGGUAGCGAUAGGCGACGCACUCAUAUCGCCUGUGGCGUACUCUUGUGGCAAGUUUUGUCAGGCAUCAGCUUCAUCAACGGGUACGGGACAUACUUCUACUCGGUGUCAGGUAUCUCCAACGCGUUUGUCGUGAGCAUCAUCUCCCAAGUCUGUCAACUGGCCGGCAUUAUCAUCAUGUUUCCAUCGGUUCACUUUCUCGGUCGACGGACUAUUCUCCUGUGGGGGGCUGCUGCUGAGACUAUCUGCAUGUUCACCUUCGCCAUCGUUGGAACUGUUGCACCCAGUAGCGUCGCUGCAGCAAGAUGUCUAGUGGCCUUCAGUUGUCUGUACGCCUUCUUUUUCACGUGGUCUUGGGGGCCAGUCGCGUGGAUCGUUGCAUCAGAGAUUGGAUCCAAUGUGAUGCGGUCCCGAACCCAGGCCUUGGGUUCUGCAGUAUCAUGGGCUGGCACCCUGCUCAUAGCAGUCGUGUUGCCAUACUUGAUCAACCCAACAGCGGCAAAUCUGGGUGCAAAGGUUGGGUUCAUAUUCGGCGUCACAUGCUUGCUUGGUUUCGUCUGGGCCCUCUUUUUCCUCCCAGAGACGAAGGGUCGUUCUCUCGAGGAGCUUGACGAGCUAUUUUUGAAUGGUGUCUCGGUGAAAGAUUUCAGUACCUACCAGUGCCGUGGUCACGUCGAGUAUGAAAAACACGGCGUAAUCACCACUGCUGAGCUCAGUGGGGAGACAAAGGAAGUGAUGACAAUCCAUACGGAGAAUACCAAGGCCUCUUGA
Molecule: messenger RNA, 1557 nt
Organism: Fonsecaea nubica
Lineage: Eukaryota; Fungi; Ascomycota; Eurotiomycetes; Chaetothyriales; Herpotrichiellaceae
Exons: 8
Coding region: 1-1557 (518 amino acids)
Biological process (GO): transmembrane transport; carbohydrate transport
Cellular component (GO): membrane
Molecular function (GO): carbohydrate:proton symporter activity
Source: RefSeq, a predicted model, not a curated record